AUGAAAGAGCCUCUGGUUUCUAUUCCUCUCAAUGUUCAAAGAGAUAACUUCGCGAAGCUAAACUCGUUGGAAUUAGACAGAAUUUCAGAAGGGUUAAAUUACCCUGAUGAAUCAGAAUGGUCCAUCAAAAUAGCUUGCAGCGAUCGCAACGUUGAUCGUAAUAGAUAUACGAAUGUAUUUCCAUGGGAUAAAACACGGGUGAAGUUACCCGUAAUAAAUGGUGGAUCUGAUUAUAUCAAUGCGUCGUACAUUAGUGUUAAUGAUGAAAAACCAAGCUACAUUCUGACACAGGGUCCCCUUGUCAGAACAGUGCAUCAUUUUUGGGCCAUGUGCUUCUCUGAGUCAGAGAAGCAAAAGAAUGAUGUUGUUAUAAUCGCAAUGGUGACUCCUUUGGUCGAGCUGAACGUCACUAAAUGCAACAGAUACUGGCCAAUCAAUGAUAACGAAGAAUUGGAUUUUACAGAAAAUUUGAAGAAAGAUUCGAUCGAUUUGCCUGGCUUAAGCAUUAAGCAAAUUUCAUCCACCUAUAAUAGUGAUGUGGACUACUUAGUGACGAUACUUGAGUUGAAAUCGGGAGAUAAAGUCAAAACAGUUUAUCAUUAUUACUACUUCAAAUGGGCUGAUUCUAAAGUUCCCUCAUCUGUUCUUCCUUUAGUUUCAUUAUCUAAAGAAAUUGCUCAAAUAAAGUUGAGCGUCUCAAAUACGCCCAUUCCUAUAGUACACUGUUCGGCUGGUGUCGGUCGUACUGGCACCCUAAUAACAUUAGAUCAACUUCUUCACAAUAAAACCCUUUACCGUUCUAAAGAUCCUAUAAUGGAGAUAGUUUCUCAGCUUCGAUCAAGUAGAAUGAUGAUGGUUCAGACGGUGUAUCAGUUUAAUUUCCUUUACGAAGUGUUAAUGAAUUAUAUAGAAAAGCAGUCUCUUCAUAAUUAG
Messenger RNA from Priceomyces carsonii, 933 nucleotides. RefSeq names its product tyrosine protein phosphatase (gene PTP1). Gene Ontology annotation, biological process: protein dephosphorylation. The record is from RefSeq and is a predicted model, not a curated record. The transcript has a single exon. Gene Ontology annotation, molecular function: protein tyrosine phosphatase activity. NCBI's taxonomy places the organism in Eukaryota, Fungi, Ascomycota, Pichiomycetes, Serinales, Debaryomycetaceae. Bases 1 to 933 code for a protein of 310 amino acids.